AUGGGGCUGAUUCCUUACUAUUGCAAGGAUCCUGUCUUAUGGGAUCUUGAGCCCUUUAUUGAGAUGAAACUUACAGGAUCGCUCGAAGUUCGCCUCGUCGAAGCAUCUAUACCACCGAGCAUGAAAAUUAAAGCUAUUACUUUACUCCCACUUCGCAGGUCAUUCCAUAAAUAUGUUCCUGCUCGGCUUCAGGCGUCAAUGACUGCGGCGCCGUGUACUAGCUUUGUGAAACACAUGAGAUCAGAGGUCCGGCCCCUUGGUUCUAAGGUUGGUGCUUGGCCAGCUACAAGCUAUAGUCUUGUUUUGGACUUGCAUGAAGAAGCCAGGUUCCCAUUCGUUUUAUGGGCCGAAUCUCUGCCACCUGCCUGUGCUGUACUGCAGUAUUUGGGAGUCCGAGCUUGUAAUUCUCACAUGCAUCUACAGGCAUACUGCAGCAACUAUAAUAGUACAACUGCAAGGUACUCAGUAUUCUCUAGAUCAUCAAGGCAGUCCAGCUAA
Messenger RNA from Aspergillus niger, 498 nucleotides. RefSeq lists its product as hypothetical. Bases 1 to 498 code for a protein of 165 amino acids. The record is from RefSeq and is a predicted model, not a curated record. NCBI's taxonomy places the organism in Eukaryota, Fungi, Ascomycota, Eurotiomycetes, Eurotiales, Aspergillaceae. The transcript is spliced from 2 exons.